Dictyostelium discoideum AX4 is the source of this 2550-nucleotide messenger RNA. RefSeq lists its product as hypothetical. The transcript has a single exon. NCBI's taxonomy places the organism in Eukaryota, Evosea, Eumycetozoa, Dictyosteliales, Dictyosteliaceae. Gene Ontology annotation, molecular function: ATP binding; ATP hydrolysis activity; RNA helicase activity. Gene Ontology annotation, cellular component: nucleus; cytoplasm. The record is from RefSeq and is a predicted model, not a curated record. The coding region runs from base 1 to 2550 and encodes 849 amino acids.
AUGAAAAACAAAAUUUUAUUUUCAUUUUCAAAUCCAAUGAAUUCUAAUAGUAGUAAUAAUAUAGAGAAUAAUAAUAAUAGUAAUAAUAAUAAUAAUAAUUUUAAAAAUAAUUUUAAAAAUUUUUCAAGAAAAAGAACAAAUGAUAUUGAAAUUGAAGAUAAUAUAACAUUUUCAGAAUUAUUAUUACAAAAAGAAGUUUUAAAAGGAUUAGAAGAUGGUGGAUAUCAAAGACCAUCACCAAUUCAAUUGAAAGCAAUACCAUUGGGUAUUAGUGGUGUUGAUUUAAUAGCACAAGCUAAAUCCGGUACUGGUAAAACCAUAGUUUUCGGUGUAAUAGCAUUGGAAUGUGUUUUACGUGAAUCAAAAUUACUCAGACAAAAACAAGAAUUAAAUAAAACUCAAUUAACUAAUCAAACCAAUAAACAAUUAUUAGAGAUGGAUGAUGACACCUAUGUUGAAACUAUGGUUGGUAUUAUAAGAAAACCCCUAGUCUUAAUAAUUGCUCCAACUAGAGAAAUCGCUGUUCAAAUUAAAGAUGUAAUUAAAUCAAUUAGUAAAUAUUGUAAAAGAAUUAAAUGUGAAGUUUUUAUUGGUGGUUUAAAUAGCAACAACAACAAAGAUGAAAACAAUAAUAAUAUUUUAAAUAAUGAGGAUGUAAAUAGAUUAAAUGGUACCCAAAUUAUAGUUGGCACACCUGGUAAAAUUAAAUCUUUAAUUGAAAAUUUACAUUUACGUACUGAUACUUUAAAAAUGGUUAUAAUGGAUGAGGCUGAUAAAUUAUUAGAUGCAUCAUUUUCAAAAACUAUAAAUUGGAUUUAUAGUGCAAUUGGUAAUGGUAAUAGUAAUAAAAAUAAUAGUAGUAGUGGUAGUGGUAUUCAAAUGUUAGCAUUUUCAGCGACGUAUCCAAGUUAUUUAAUAAAUUUAUUAAAACUUUAUAUGAAUAAUGAGAAUUUAGUUGAGAUUAGGUUAUGUUCAGAUACACCAUCGUUGGAGGGUAUAAAACAGUAUUAUCAAAUCUUUAGAAACGAUUUCACAGAGAAUAAUUAUAAAACAUUUCAAAAUAAAUGCAAGAGUCUUGUAUUGGUACUUGAACAAGUUUCAUUCUAUCAAGCUAUAAUAUUUUGUAAUCAUAAAAUUAGAGGUGAAGAAUUAACAAGACAAUUGAAUAGAGAAGGUUGGCCAACUGCUUUCAUUGCUGGUGGCCAAAAUCAAAAAGAUCGUCUUUCGACUAUGAGUGCUUUAAAAUCUUUUAAUAUUAGAAUUUUGGUUUCAACAGAUUUAAUUUCACGUGGUAUUGAUGUUGAAAGAGUUAAUUUAGUAAUUAAUUUAGAUUUACCAAAAGAUCAUGAAACUUAUUUUCAUAGAAUUGGUAGAACUGGUAGAUUUGGUACAUAUGGUGUUUCAAUAACUUUUAUUAAUAUGAAAUCUAUUCAACAACAACAACAACAACAACAGCAACAACAACAACAAAUUGAAAAUGAAAAUGAAAAUGAAAAUAAUAAUAAUAAUGAAGGAUUUCAAGAAAUUGAUUUCAUUAAUCAAUUAAUUCAAGAAUAUUCUGUUGAUAUUACAGAAAGAGUUGAUAAUGAUAUUAUUCCUGAAGAAUUAUAUAGUUAUCAACUUUCAAAUCCAAAUGAUCAACAAUCAUUAGCAAAUUUAAAAUUAAAACAACAACAAACAAUUUUAUUAAAUAAACAAUUAGAAGAAUUAAAAAUAAAUGAAAAUGAAAAUGAAAAUCAAUAUCAAAAUGAAGAUGAAGAAGAAGAACAAGAAGAGGAUGAUUACCAUUAUGAAAAUCAACAUCAAAAUGAAGAUGAAGAAGAAGAACAAGAAGAGGAUGAUUACCAUUAUGAAAAUCAACAUCAAAAUGAAGAAGAAGAACAAGAACAACAAGAAGAGGAUGAUGAUAAUUAUAAUUAUGAAAAUGAUAAUGAUAGUGAAGAAUAUGAAUUUAUUGAUGAUAGUAUAAUUGAACAAACUGAAUAUUACUAUCUUAAUAGUAAUAAUAAUAAUAAUAAUAAUAAAAAUAAAUAUGGAAAUACAAUUAACAAUAACCAUUACCGCAAUAGUAGUUUUAAUGGUCCUAAAAAUAGCAUUAAUAAUAAUAAAUUUAAAAAUAAAAAUAUUAAUAAUAAUGAUCAAAGAAAUUCCCAAAGUAAUGGAAUAAAGAAAAAAGUAAAUACAAAUAAUAAUAAUUUUUAUCCUCACUAUUACAACAAUCCCUACCCUCAAAACUAUUAUUAUGAUUACCAAUAUUUCUCUGAUAAUAGUUACUAUAAUAAUAAUUAUAAUAAUAAUAAUAAUAAUAAUAAUAAUAAUAAUAAUAAUAAUAAUAAUAAUAAUAAUAAUAAUAAUAAUAAUAAUAAUAAUAAUAAUAAUAAUAAUAAUAAUAAUAAUAAUAAUAAUAAUAAUAAUAAUAAUUAUUACCAACAACAUGGUAAUAAUCCUUAUGGUUACAAUAUACCAAAUUCAAUUCAAUAUUCAUCCAAUCAAUUUUAUUAUUGUACAUGUCCAAAUUGCCCAACUAUGAAUUACCAUCAAUACAUAUAA